Molecule: messenger RNA, 886 nt
Organism: Neurospora crassa OR74A
Lineage: Eukaryota; Fungi; Ascomycota; Sordariomycetes; Sordariales; Sordariaceae
Product: short-chain alcohol dehydrogenase
Exons: 2
Coding region: 45-833 (262 amino acids)
Molecular function (GO): oxidoreductase activity, acting on the CH-OH group of donors, NAD or NADP as acceptor
Source: RefSeq, a predicted model, not a curated record
CCGUUCUUAUAAAUCACCAUUCCUAACAUAUCAUUGCAAGCAAGAUGUCCUCCGCUCAGGGCAAGACUGUUCUCGCUACCGGCGCCGCCGGUGGUCUCGGCAAGGUGAUUGCUGAGACCUUCCUCGCUGCUGGCGCCAACGUUAUCAUCUGCGAUGUCAACCAGCAGCGUAAUUCGGCUGUCGAGGAGGAGUGGACCAGGACCUAUGCCGACCGCUUCCUUAUCAAGCAAACCGACGUGUCCAAUGAGGCUGCGGUCCAGGAGCUCAUCGACGCUUCCGUCGCCAAGUUCGGCCGCCUCGACGUCCUUGUCAACAAUGCGGCCAUCAUGGAUGACUUUUCCCCGGCUGGCGACUGCUCCAAGGAGCUUUGGGACCGCGUCAUGGCCAUCAACCUUACCGGUCCUUUCCUCACCACCAAGGCCGCGGUGAAGCAAUUCGAGAAGCAGAAGCAAGCCGGAGGCAUCAUCAUCAACAUUGGCUCCAACGCCAGCUACAUGGGCUUCCAGUCCGGCGCCGCCUACACCGUUUCCAAGGCCGGCAUCAUGGCGCUAACCAAGAACACGGCCGGCUUCUACGCCGACAAAGGCAUCUACACCAUGGCUUUGCUGCUGGGCGGCCUGACCGGCACUAAUAUUGUCGAUUCCUUUGCCAAAGGCAUGCACAUGGAAAUGUAUCAGAAGGUCAUGGCCAACCAAUCGCCCUUUGAACCGGGCAAGAACGAUACCCCUCUAGAGUCCAUUGCCAAGUACUGCCUCUUCUUGUCGCAGAGCGAUAUUGCGCCCGUGUCGAACGGUUCUUGCGUUGUUUUCAACAAAAAUUGGCCUGUUGCGUAAAAUGUCUCUGGAGGUUGUUGGGCAGAUGAAAGCUCACAAGGGAUGGUAGAAGG